UCCUAUCUAUCGUCCUGCUACCUGGAACCCUAAUUGGCGUGAGGGAGACCGGGAAGGGAGGAGGCGGCGGCGGUGGCUAGAAGGAGCCCAGAAAGGAUAGUAUGGAGUGGUAUUUUUCUUAGUGUUAUUGCGUGAGACCAGUCUAGGGUUUGGCCAAAGUUGCAUUAAUCUGGAAACCCUAGGAGGUUUCUUUAAGCCCUAGCAGUCCACAUGGCUCGCCAGGACAACCCGUUUGCUCUUCUUGGUGAUGAUGACGACGGAGCCGACGUUUCAGUUCUCCUCGCUAAGGUCGAGGCCAAGAUGCCGGCUCUAACGCCCCCGGCGACAGAGCAGACAAAGCAGAAGACUGGACCCAAUGGUCUUUCAUCUAAGCUUUCCGCUCCCGGAGAGUUUGUGAGGGGAGAGAGAGGCCGGGGGAGGGGUGGUCGUGGCCGGGGUCUAGGAAGGGGUGGAUUUGGUAAUGUUGGUGGUGGCGAUGCCAUUGAACAGCCAGAGCAUUUGUAUGAUAGAGGUUAUAGUGGUGAAUCUGGUGGUGAGCGGAGUCGUGGGCGGGGUGGUAGAGGUGGAAUGGGCCGUGGAAGGGGAAGAGGCUUUACUGGGAUUGGUAACAGGAACCAGGUGGACUAUGGGAAUCCGGAAGAUGGUAGAGAAGAAGGAGGUGAGUUCCAGGAAAAGGGCUAUGGCGAGAGUCGGCCGUCCAGGUAUGAUAGUAGAAAGUUUGGGGAGGAGAAUCAGGGACCAGAUGGCGAGGAGAGGGAGAACCGUGGGUUUAGGGGAUAUGGUGCUGAUCGCGAGAACCGUGGGUUGAGGGGACAGGGAUCUGAUCUGGAGAGACGGGAGUUUAGGGAUGGUGAGGGCUACGAGAGGAAGCGAGAGUUUAGGGACGGUGAGGGAUACGACAGGAGUUAUGGUGGUGAUGGGGAGAACCGUGGAUUCAGAGGUGGUGAGGGCCGUGGAAGAGGAUAUGGUGGAAGUGGCCGGAGGGGUGGACGUGAUGGUGGACGAGGUGGAGGUCGAUAUGAGUCUAAUGGUGGAUGGAAUGCAUCUGAAACUAAUAAAGCUUCUGCUGAUGAAAAGGAGCCGACUGUAAACAAUUCAAACAAUGAUGAUGGUGGCUCUGGACGGUAUGUUUCCUAA
Dendrobium catenatum is the source of this 1137-nucleotide messenger RNA. Its product is annotated as TATA-binding protein-associated factor 2N-like. The transcript is spliced from 2 exons. The record is from RefSeq and is a predicted model, not a curated record. NCBI's taxonomy places the organism in Eukaryota, Viridiplantae, Streptophyta, Magnoliopsida, Asparagales, Orchidaceae. Bases 211 to 1137 code for a protein of 308 amino acids.